UUGUUUAAAACCCGGGUUGUUUCCAGCGGAGCGGGGCAGAGCCGCCGCGGAAACUCCGCGGGGGUGUGGAAAGUUGCGCGGCGGCGGCUCGGCCGCGCCCCGGGCUCUCCCGGAGCAAAUUGUGCGGAGGGAAAACCGGAGCUGAUAACGGCGAGGUUGCGCGGCGGGGAGGAGGCCGGUGCCGGGGAAACUUGGGACUUCGGGAAUACCGAUCCGCGCCCGGAGAAGGAUCAGCGCGGGACAGCCUCGAUGUUUGGUGCUCCCGAGAAUGGGAUUAGGGCGGUUUAUGUUGACGUUUGGCGCUGGAAGGAAUUGGAUUAGGCUUUUUUAAUGCGAAAACAUUUACUGUGAUUUAUUCAAAUACUGCCUGGAUAAGUUUAAAGGAAAAAAAAACCCUUACAUUGGUCUGUAGUUGGGAUUAAGGGAUAAAGAGCUCUGAUCUCUUGUGCCACACUGCAUAAGGCGUCUCGGGUACGUGUCUUUAUAUAGCGUGGCAGAAGUAUAAAGGAGAAAAAAACGGUGCUCGAUGCUGCAAACUCCUCUUACGUGAGGUAUUUGUAAGCUCUCCUGAGCGUCACUCUCUCGCUCCUUCGCUUUUCCUUGUUUUAGCUCGAUUAUACCUUCUUUUUUAGGGUGGGACAGUCUUCUCGGUGAUCUCAGUGAGCAUUUCUAGUUGGCAUUGUAAGAUACGUAAUAAUAAUUAGUAAUAAUAGUAAUAAUAGUUAGUAUAUAGUCCCCAAGGUGACUUGCUGGAUUGUAGUCUUAUAAAAUAAUUACCGAUGCAGUUAAAGCAGAGGAUACGCUUGUCCUCUGCGAUCCAGUUUUGGCCUAAAAUUGGCUGUACGUUGCUCUGCGUGUAAUCCCGUUAAGCCUGAAUGCGUGUGGAAUAGCUCGUGAUUCAUCCUGAGCGUGGACGCGCAAACCGAGCUCCGCGUUUGAGUCGCCUGAGGGAAGCCCAGGACAAACACCAGGCCGGUUGCAUGGAGCAACUUGUCGCGCCGUUCUCGUGGCCGUCACAAGUGAGCCGCAGUGGGAUGAGCCGAUCCCUGACCGACCGGCUUCUCCUGACCUACGGCUGCAUCUCCUUUACCUCAACCACGCUGUUUGUCAGGCCCUGCUCAUCGUUCUGUGUAAAUGAGUUUGGGAUGCUAGAGAUCAUUACCGAAGCCGAAGCAGAAGCCAUAAAAACUCUUUCGGCCUUAGCAGCAAAUGCCAGCCUAGCCAGCCUCGCUCCUGCUGCUGUCGACGCUCCCGCUGCCUCUGGCACUGGUCCGAAAGUGCCUAGAGACAUCGUGCCCCGUUCUGAUUUCCAAGCCCGUAGGCAAAUGGAUGGCUUUGAGAAUGGAAGGUUUGGUGCUCAAACAUGCUCUCAGCAGUACAGGGGCAGUGAUACCAGAGACAUUCCAGAUGGUUGCAGAAACAGGGGAAAUAGUAGAAAUCUUAAUGUCAGCAUUGGCUGUCAGGGGAAUGAGGCUGGCAGACCUGUCAAACGUCUCCGAAGGAAGAGAAGACUGCUUCUGGAGUCUGAGGAGGAGCAGGAAAAUGCAGAUGAGGAUGAGGAGAAGAAUAAAUCAAAUAAUAAGAAAGGCCGCAGAAACACUAAACCAAUAAAACAAGUUGUUCCUGCGAAGAAGAAGGUGUGGAACUGGGUUUCCUACUUAGAAGAGGAACGGAUGCCAGCUGCUCCCCCAAAACUCUUCAGAGAGUAUCAAUCGUUCCCACAAGGCCGAAAUGGAUUUAAAGUCGGAAUGAAAUUAGAAGGGCUGGAUCCUGAACACCCAUCUCAAUUUUGUGUCCUUACUGUGGCAGAGGUACAAGGGUAUAGAAUGAGAUUGCAUUUCGAUGGCUAUCAGGAGUGCUAUGACUUCUGGGUCAAUGCUGAUUCCUCAGACAUCCAUCCUGUCGGCUGGUGUGAAAAAACGAGUCAUAAGCUGCUCCCUCCUAAAGGUUUCAAGGAAGGAGAAUUUAAUUGGACUUCCUAUUUGAAGAAUUGCAAAGCUCAAGCAGCUCCAAAAAGCCUUUUCAAGACCCUCAGCACACCUGUCAUGCCAUCUGGUUUUCGUCUGGGAAUGAAACUAGAGGCAGUGGACAAGAAGAAUCCGUUGCUGAUGUGCGUCGCAACCAUCACUGACAUGUGGGAUAACCGCCUGCUGAUUCAUUUUGAUAACUGGGACGAGAAUUAUGACUACUGGUGCGAAGCUAGCAGCCCAUGUAUUCGUCCUGUUGGUUAUUGCCAAGAAACUGGAACCCCACUGACAACACCACCUGGAUACAAGGAUUCCAAAGCCUUCUCAUGGGAGAAGUAUUUAGAAGAAACUAAUUCUCAGGCAGCCCCAGCAAGAGCAUUCAAACUGCGUCCUGCUCAUGGAUUUCAAGUUAAUAUGAAGCUAGAGGCUGUGGACAGAAGAAAUCCCAUCUUGAUAAGAGUGGCAACAAUAGUUGACAAAGAUGACCGUCGUAUCAAGAUACAUUUUGAUGGUUGGGACUAUAAUUACGAUUUCUGGGUCGAUGCGGACAGCCCUGACAUUCACCCAGUAGGCUGGUGUGCAAAGACUGGACAUGCUUUGCAGGUCCCACUAGGUGCUGUUGGUCCAGUGGGAACAGCGGGACAAACAUGUCCUACUCCAGGCUGUCACGGUAUCGGCCAUGUCAAGGGACCACGAUAUGGAACACAUUAUACGUUAGUUGGCUGCCCAUAUUCUGAAGUGAAUCUCAACAGAGAAAACUUGUUACAGGACCGUCUGAGUGGGGAGAAACCCUCCCCUAGCCACAGCAUUCAGAAAAGCAAGAGGCCAGAUACAGCUGCUCCAUUUCUAGGGGGAGCAGGAGAGCCUUCCCAGGAGGACUCUCCACUCUCCAGAAAAUCUGCGCAAGGCGGUGAAAAAUCAUGUCAAAGCAGCCUUCAGAGUCUGUCGGAACAGUCUGGAAACAGUCAGGAGAAAGACUCAGUAGAAGAGGAAUCCUCUGCAGCCAGCAAAGCCAAACCAAAAAAGCUUGGGUGCUCGCAUGCCUAUAUAAAGUUACAGCUGGUGAAACAGGAAGACGACGGAAAAGAGCCUGACUUUGAUCUCCAGCAGGCCCUCCACCAGUCCAUCUUCAUGCCUUCCCUGUCCUCCAACCCGAGCCACCGCCUCCACCUCUGCUGGGAGCAGCACUGCAAGCUCUUGCCCGAGGUCUCGGGCCUCACAGCCAAGCACGUGGCCAAAUGGACAGUGGAAGAGGUGGCAAGCUUUAUCCAGCGUUUGCCUGGCUGCAAAGAACAAGCAGCUGUGUUCAGGGAAGAGCAGAUAGAUGGAGAGGCCUUUCUACUCCUGAACCAGACCGACAUGGUUAAAAUACUCGGUAUCAAGCUGGGUCCUGCCCUGAAAAUCUACAAUGCCAUCCUCAUGCUCAGGUCUGCAGAAGAGCACUGAGAAGAGCCCUUUGCCAGAGCCCCAGAAGGAUUUACAGGGAACAGAUCUUCAGCUGAGAGCAUUACUAAGUGCCGAACAGGCAGAUUGGAACUUGGACAUAUUUUAAGUAGAACUUGUUAUAACUAUUUUGAGGACAUAAACAUCCUGCCACAAUCUGGAAUAUGGGGCAGCUUCACUUCCAAGAAGAGGAGAUUAUUAUAUUUUGUAAUUGAAUUUGGUUUUGAUAUAUCAAUCUCUUUUUGAGAUCUAGAAGAAACCUCCAGUUGUAAGGGGAAAUCCAGCGUAACAUUGGUGGAGCUGCAAUAGCGAGAAAAAGCUAUGAGUAAAAUGACUGCUGUGUCCAAUGAGAGUGCCUGAAAGAGAGACUGAAUUAUCACCAGCAUGUUUAAUAUAUGUAUAUGUACAUAUGUAUGUAUAAAAACUCUGAGAAAGGAGACUGAGAAAAUAGGAAACGUAUGCACUUCAGAGCAACUCACCUGUAUCCUUCAGAGCUACGACUCAAGAGCUGACAUUUUCAAGACUGAUUUUUAAAUUCCAUUUUUUCCUGCUGAUCUUACUAGUUCAAAUACUCUUGGCUAAUGGACUGCUUGCACCACACCAGAAAGGUACCACGGGCAAAGGGUUUCAUCAGUGACGGCUUACAUUAUUUCUGGUAACAAGUAAGACUUUCUCAUUCACGCCACCAGACGGUUGGAGGAGAGAGCCCUGUCCUUGGAUGGGCUUGGAGUAAGCAGAGACCUCUCAUAAACGCAUCUCCCACAAGAGGCAAAGAAAAAUAUUCCUAGCUCUAGCUCUCCCAUCAGUGCUUUUGGGCCAUUGCCAUCUAGACCAUGAACACCUCAUGGCAAAAUGAGACGAUCAGGCGCACUUGAGAGUUUGCUGGGUUCAUCCAGACUCUCUUCACCAUCAGUCAGUUGCUAGGAGCAGCCCAAGUUGAAAACCCAGCCGUGGCCAGCAUAUGCGUACAGAUGCAAACAGAUGUCCUAAACAAUUUGCUUUUAUUUCCUACAGUUUGAAACGUAAGGACAGCUAGUGCUUUGGCCUUCAUGGCCUCCAAGUGGACUCUGGUCUGUUCUGCCGACGAGAUGGCGUGCUUUAGCAGCAGGGCACCAGGUCCUCCGCGUCUCUAGUUUCGAGUCAGGCAGAACAUGAAGGGAAGGCUGACCAGAGGGGGAUCAGGAUUCGAACAGGCAGCAAAACAAGGAAUGAUCCUCAAAAGAGAGCUAAUCUAUUUGUAUCCGAGAGGAAGCGAAGCUCUGCUGCCCUGCAUGUAGGUAGCAAUCUGUGCGCUUUGCUGGCAGCAGAAGAGCGCUAGUAUUUCCUGCUCCUGUGGAGGUCAGAGCACGGUUUUAUGAGCAUGCAUCCAGGACUGGGCUGUCCCGGGUGAGGGACUUCUGUCCCAUUGCUCCCAGAGUCCUCCUCCUACCCUGGAAGCACUGGGGGAAGGGUCAGCACUUUGGGGGCUCUGUUUAACGUUUCCUUUUGUGCCCGGCAGCACGUGAGGCUGCGACUCUGUCUCUGGCCGUUCUCCUUGUUAGAUAUUUGGCUGUUCUGGGGCUUAGCUGGAGUCACCUUAGCCAGGUAUGCCUUUCCACCGCUUCGUACGAAGCUGCCGAGGUGAAACCUCUGUGCGUGAACGAGUGGACCCUUCUGCAUGCCGUGAGUGUGCUUCUGCUGUGUUGCCAAAGGUGGGUGAGCUGUCCGAAUCCAGCCCAGGUUGCAUGAAUUUCUCAGGGCAUUGCAUGAUGCAGGUGUGACCCAUCCAUCCACAGAUGCCUCAGACUCCCUCCCGUUCUUGGCAUCUUUAUCCCUAACGUUGUUGCCUUAGUCCCAGUCCUGCAGCUGCUCUACCAGCUGUGGUGAACCGAGAAUGAACACGCUCUACGUGAGGGUGGGAUGAGGCAAGGAAUACGCUUUGUCUUCCUUCCCUCAUCUCUCCAUGUCCUUUGUCCAACCUUUCAGUUUCUGAGAAGGUCCUUGUGACCUUCCUAAAGUAAUAAGUCCCUUAAAAUUGUCGAUAGAGCAGAAUCCGAGCUGCUGAAUGCAUUCAGUCCUGGAUUAACAUAUGGAGCAGUUUGUCUCCAUACUUUCUAUUUUUGUAUAAGAAGUUAAGGAGUUUAAGCCUUCCACAGAGAAGAUAUAGGAGUGGUGGGAUAUUUAAUAUCCAAAAUACUAAAUAACAGACAGUUCACUGCAUAGGUAGCUGCAGGAGAGUUUAGUAAUUUAAUGCAGGCUAGACAAGAUAUGGAUUUAAUUUAUUAAAAUAUAUUUCUAAUAUGAUAACAAGGAUAUUUGCCAAAGAGUCACAUUCCUUUAUCCCGCUCAGAGCAUCCCGAGUCCGUGCAAAGACUGGAAUUGCAAGCGGCACGACCUGGGCUCUGACACAAUUCACCUUCUAGGCAAAGCAGCGUUUUUUCUCGACAACUGGAGCAGAGCAUCGGUAGCCAGACUGCUCCGUUGUGGGCUCUCCGCUGCCUUGCUAAAUAACCCCCAGCCCUUCUUUGCUCCAGUUUCCCCAUCUGUAACAGCCUGCCAGGUGGAGGGGCUUGGAGAUCUUCAGCAGCUGAUGUUUGAGUGCAAUUUCACUUUGUUCUCGUUUCCAGUAAGCAGGUCCUGCUGGAUUUUCUAUUUUACCUCCUUCCUCUGGGAGACUGAGUUGGGGACAGCAGGUUGCCUCCAGCGAAAAAAGCCAAAAUAAAAUAUUUCAUCUUUUUUUUUUUUUUUUUUUGCUAUAUAUAGAUAGAGGGUGAAGAGAUCUGGUGAAACAAGCAGUGAAAUUCCAGUCACUGAAAUUAUUCAAACAGCACAGAGAUCUUUAAUCCUAGGGGCUUCCAAGCCAGCUGGAUCGAAGAAGAAAAUGUGUACUUGGAGUUUUUUCAGUUACAGCAGUGGCGGUGCUUUCAGCAAGGGGGAAGGGAGGAAACCUUUUAGGGAUAGAAAAAGCAAGAAUCUGCUUCUUGUGCCUUUUUGUUAAUCUGAUAAUUGUCUAAGCAAGAGUGUGCACAGAUCUAUAGUAACUCUUCUUCCAAAAAUUGCUUGAUUUUAUUAAAAUAUAGCUACUUUAAAGUAAUGCAAAGGCAAAAAGAUUUCCAGUGUCUUCACUGGACAAGUUUAAAAUUUCCUAAUAUUUACAAGGAAAAAAACCCUCAUGUUUUAGCCCUGACUUUGCCCAUGACUUAGGAAUUCACCGGGUGCUGGUGCUAUUUUGCUUGCACCAGCGAGCCCCGCUUUCACGUGCGGCUCGGUGACUUGUUUCUCUCCGGACUUGACAAAAAUUUGCCUUUUUUUCCAGCCCUAAUCAAGGGCUGUAUUUCAGCAAGGGGUCUGCAGAUGCCUUUGUUUAAUGCCUUCUUGUCUGAUUCGAAACACACGCUUCGAAGCAGAAAGCCAGAAGCUGUGGCUGUGUAUUGUACAGAGCUGAAACUGGUUAAUGCCACUUGGUUUAGGAGGUUUUCACAAUCGGCUAAAUAUCAGCAUACACCAGCUGUGGGCUCAGCUGAACCCAACAGUCACUUAGAAAACAAAUUUAUUACUUAAAAGCAAGGCAGAAUUGUGAAAACUUCCCAUGGCCAAGCAGUGCAAUUGAAAAGUCUCAGUUCCAGAUUAAUAUGUGUCUUAUUCCUGUAUGUGUUCUUUAAAUCCAAAAUGGUCGGGUUUUUUCCUCCUUUUCUCUUUGCUCCUUAGUAGAGAGUCCUGCUAAAAUUUGUCAGUGCCAUCACGAAUGAUCAGCCUUGUAAUCCUGGAGCAGCAAAUUCCUGCUCCAGGUAACGAAUCGCAUUAAAGUUGGGCGGAAGCAUUCGGCAGCACUGAUAGCGAAAUUUUACAACCAAAGGAAAAAAAAAAAAGCAGCCAGGGGAUAAGCCAGUUCAGCUGUAGAAGAUUUCCUGCCUGCUACUUUCAUGCCCUGCUUAGGGGCUUAUACCACAGAGAGCUUUAAAGUUUUUGACGUUCUCUCCAUCAUGUGAUGAGCUAGCUUAUUUUUGAAAUUCCUAUUACUUGAACUGGAAACAUGUGCAGGGGCAGGGAGAGCGCGUCCACUGUCUUGUUUCAGCGUUUGAAAUGUUUGCCUGCUUUAAACCAAACAAAUACUUGAGCUUUUUGACGCUAGCCACAAUGUUGCGCUCCACCAAUGCUUUCUUCUGGAAAAUGUGAAUAAAAUUAAUAUAAGUUUGAA
Dromaius novaehollandiae (emu) is the source of this 7587-nucleotide messenger RNA. Its product is annotated as lethal(3)malignant brain tumor-like protein 4. The record is from RefSeq and is a predicted model, not a curated record. Gene Ontology annotation, biological process: negative regulation of DNA-templated transcription. The transcript has 21 exons. Gene Ontology annotation, molecular function: chromatin binding; zinc ion binding; histone binding. NCBI's taxonomy places the organism in Eukaryota, Metazoa, Chordata, Aves, Casuariiformes, Dromaiidae. Gene Ontology annotation, cellular component: nucleus. The coding region runs from base 981 to 3413 and encodes 810 amino acids.